Lachancea meyersii CBS 8951 is the source of this 588-nucleotide messenger RNA. The record is from the annotation of a GenBank genome assembly. Lineage: Eukaryota; Fungi; Ascomycota; Saccharomycetes; Saccharomycetales; Saccharomycetaceae.
AUGGAACAAGUCAAGAACUUCUACCAGAUGAUUUUAAAGUCGUCGCAUCCGAUAGCGAUGGGCUUGCAUUUAACAGGAAAGGCGAUGCCGAUUGUGUUUUAUCUUAUAGGCUCAUGGUUUAUGAGUUUCACAGCUCAAUUCAUUACGGUAUUGUUACUCCUGGCCGGAGACUUCUACAUAACAAAAAACAUCACCGGCCGUAAACUAGUUCAGUUACGAUGGUGGUAUGAUUCUGUGGACUCUGAGGAGGGACCUCUGUCAUUUGAAUCAUAUAAGCAGUACGCUCCGGGCCCUCCAGUCAACCCAAUCGAUUCGAAGCUUUUCUGGCUUUCCACUUACGCUGCCCCUGUGGUGUGGAUUGUCUUUGGAGUGAUGUGCUUGCUUCAAGCAAAAGUUUUAUAUCUGAUUCUCAUUGCGAUGGCGAUUUGUCUCACGGGCUGGAACGCACAUGGUUUCAGAAAGUGCAACCAGUGGGAUCCAUCCGCGAAGAGUGGUCAAUCAGAUUCUUGGCUACAAUUUCCCAACAUCACCAGUUUUGAGAAUUUAGGAAACCUUGCAAAGCUUCAAAGCAUGUUUCGUUCAAGUUAG